GGCGCGCAGCAAAGGGAGCUGGAGCGCAUGGCUGAGGUCCUAGUCACAGGGGAGCAGCUACGAUUAGAAAAUCGAGGCACUGAGAAGUUGAAUGCUUUGUCCAAAGUUACUCAGCAAAUGAUGGAUGGAACUUGGAUUUGAAUCCCAGCUGUCUGACUCUACAGCUCUGCUCUGAGUGAAUGAGGAAUAGUGAGUGAGGGUGGCAGGAAGUUAAUUUGCUGACUAAUGCAACUGAGCCCCUUAGUUUUACCUGGAAGCUAUACUCUUUUUUCUUUUCCCCCACUCACUGCCUCCUGAAUUACAACAAUUAUUGUCAGUGUGCUUGAUCAUGGGGACCAGGGAUGAAGGGAGGGCCACGAUGUAUGUCCCUGUUUGAGAGCCCCUGUUCUAAGUGAAGAGUGAACCCCUGUGUUUGUGGAAGGAAGGAGCCAGGCCGCAGCAUCCUCUCAUGACAGAGGGUACAACAGGGAUAGGGGACCACGAUUGGAAGCAGCCACCACAGAGCAGGGAGUGUGUGGCCCCAGUCCUUUACCAACACAGCAAGGACUAGUGAUGCAGUAACCAGAACUGGUUUUGUGAGUCACUCUGUUGUCCUCAGCACGUUCCCUGAACCAUUCUGGGCUUGUUUCUUCACCUGUAAAAUGGCAUUUAGAGGCCUAAUACUCCUAGGUGUGAUCUGUAAACAAAUAAUGACCUGUUUGGGGAAAAAAAAAAAGAAUCUUUGUGCUCCUUGGAAAGGCACUUUGCAAGCAGGAAGAACACCAUUCUUCUGACUCAUCAGAGGAACAGAUCAGAGCUAGAGAUGUCGAUGCAGUCGCUCUUGGUUCCUUCUGAACAGGAGACCUCUUGGGAAAGAGCUUACAUGGAGGAAGAAUUAAGUGAAAAUCUCAAGUCUGAUGCGACAAGGAAGGCUGACUUAGGGACCUUCCCAUCGUGACCUUGUACUUACUGCCUAUCUCAAGGAUGAGAUGAGAGAUUGAAAGGACCUCAUGAACUUUUAUGUACACAUAAUUAAAAAGUGUUUGUUAUAUGUCCCACGUGGGCUGAUGCUCUCUGGAAAGGAGUCUGUCACCGGAGCUGUUUCCUGCCCCCCAGGAGUGUCAUCUGAAUCAUUCAACAUUGGCUCCAUGCAAACAUGAGGACCAGGCUCAGGCUACAUGAGGAAAAAGUUAUUAAAGAUAGACGACAUCACCUCAAGACCUACCCAAACUGUUUUGUCGCAAAAGAACUGAUUGACUGGCUGAUUGAGCACAAAGAGGCUUCCGACAGAGAAACAGCAAUUAAACUCAUGCAGAAAUUAGCAGACCGGGGCAUUAUUCAUCAUGUGUGUGAUGAGCAUAAGGAAUUCAAGGAUGUCAAACUCUUCUACCGCUUUAGAAAGGAUGACGGCACCUUCCCGUUGGACAACGAAGUGAAGGCCUUCAUGAGAGGGCAGAGGCUGUAUGAGAAGCUGAUGAGCCCAGAAAACACACUCCUGCAGCCCAGAGAGGAGGAAGGAGUCAAGUAUGAGCGCACCUUCAUGGCAUCUGAAUUCCUGGAUUGGCUGGUUCAGGAAGGUGAGGCCACUACAAGGAAAGAGGCAGAGCAGCUUUGUCACCGGCUUAUGGAGCAUGGCAUCAUACAGCAUGUGUCCAACAAACACCCAUUUGUGGACAGCAAUCUUCUCUACCAGUUCAGAAUGAACUUCCGUCGGAGGCGAAGACUGAUGGAGCUGCUCAACGAGAAGUCCCCUUCCUCCCAGGAGGCUCAUGACAGUCCCUUCUGCCUGAGGAAGCAGAGCCAUGACCACCGCAAAUCUACCAGCUUCAUGUCAGUCAGCCCCAGCAAGGAGAUCAAGAUCGUGUCUGCGGUGAGGAGGAGCAGCAUGAGCAGCUGCGGCAGCAGCGGCUACUUUAGCAGCAGCCCCACGCUCGGCAGCAGCCCCCCUGUGCUCUGCAACCCCAAGUCCGUGCUGAAGAGACCUGUCACAUCCGAGGAACUCCUGACUCCCGGGGCUCCGUAUGCAAGGAAGACAUUCACGAUUGUCGGUGACGCUGUUGGCUGGGGCUUUGUGGUGCGAGGAAGUAAGCCAUGCCACAUCCAGGCCGUGGAUCCCAGUGGCCCUGCAGCUGCGGCAGGGAUGAAGCAGAAGAGAGGAGCUACCAGCAGUGAGAGGGACCAUCCUCCUUCUCCUCCAGGUUAUAAUAAACAUGGUUAUUUGUUAUUUGAACUCUGGUUGAAGAUGAGACAACAGAUACCUCUGUCAGAUCUGGCCCAGAUGUAAAGACAAGCGUCUGUCAGUUUGUCGUCUCUGUCAACGGGCUCAAUGUGUUGCAUGUGGACUACCGGACAGUGAGCAACCUGAUUCUCACAGGCCCCCGG
This is a messenger RNA of Lemur catta (Ring-tailed lemur), 2361 nucleotides long. It is a transcript of the gene DEPTOR, whose product is annotated as DEP domain containing MTOR interacting protein. The record is from RefSeq and is a predicted model, not a curated record. NCBI's taxonomy places the organism in Eukaryota, Metazoa, Chordata, Mammalia, Primates, Lemuridae. Bases 1136 to 2263 code for a protein of 375 amino acids. Gene Ontology annotation, biological process: intracellular signal transduction; negative regulation of TOR signaling. Gene Ontology annotation, molecular function: protein binding. The transcript has 11 exons.